AUGAAAGAAGAGGAAGAAGAGGAGAGGAAAAGAAAAGAGAAGAAGAGAGAAGGAGAAAGGAAAAGAGAGGAGAAGAGAGUUAGAGAAAGAGGAGAGAAAAGUAAAGAAGAGAAGAGAAGACAAGAAAAGGAAAAAAAGACAGGAAAGAGAAAAGAAGAAAGGAAAGCAGAGAAGUCGAAAGAAAGAAGAGAGAAGAAAGAAGAGAAGAAAAAGAAAGAAAGAAGAAAAAGAGAAGAAGAGAAAGAAGAAGAAAGAGCAGAAGGAGAAGAAGGAGAGAAAGAGAGAAGAAGAAAAGAAGAAGAAGAAGUAGAAGAGAAGAGAGACGAAAAGAAAGAAGAAGAAGAGAGAAGAAGAAAGAAGAAGAAGAAGAAGAAGAAGAGAAAAGAAGAAGGAAGAGAAGAAAGAGAAGAAGAAGAAGGAAGAAGAAGAGAAGAAAGAGAAGAGAAAGAUAAGAAAGAAAGAGGGAGAAGGAGAGAGAAGAAAGGAGAAAAAAGAAAGAGAGAAAAAGGAAAGGGAGAGAGAAGAGAGAAGAAAAGAAAGAGAAUAGAAGCCGAAGAAAAGAAGAAAGAAGAAGAAAAGAAAAGGAAAGAAGAAGAAGAGUAG
Arctia plantaginis is the source of this 603-nucleotide messenger RNA. NCBI's taxonomy places the organism in Eukaryota, Metazoa, Arthropoda, Insecta, Lepidoptera, Erebidae. The record is from the annotation of a GenBank genome assembly.